Molecule: messenger RNA, 306 nt
Organism: Peronospora matthiolae
Lineage: Eukaryota; Oomycota; Peronosporomycetes; Peronosporales; Peronosporaceae
Source: the annotation of a GenBank genome assembly
AUGGACGACGAGAUCGCCUUGCUGGAAACAAAAAACACGUGGCAGGUGAUCAAAAGCGAAAUGCACAUGCACGUGCUCCGCAACAAGUGGGAUCUCAAAAAGAAGAUGUACAGCAGCGGGUCCAUCGAGUGCUACAAGGCAAGACUUGUAGCAGGAGGCGACGAUCAAGUGCUUGGUCGAGACUACAACCUGACAUUUUCAGCUGUCUUGGACAUAACUAGCGGCAAGAUCAUUCUCGCGGUUGAACGGCUCUGGAAAGUGCGCGCGCGACACUUUGACGUCCCGAUCUCCUACCUGGAGGCCUAA